AUGGCCGUCAUCUUGGGUAGACCGAGACAGCUCGCUGUUGUGGUGAUUCUUUCUGUUGUGGUCUUUGCUAUCUUUCAGUUCAGCUACACUGACGAUUUUGCCGUCGCCAGACACUUGUCAGAGUCUGUACAAAUAGUGGAUGAAUGUUCUCCUGGUGCACUCAAAGCUAUCGAUAACCCUCGUCCUAUACUCGAUCCUGCAAUACCAAACAUUGUCCAUCAACUAUGGAAAACAACCGAUGUCCAAGAAUAUUCCACCAAAAUCACAGCGUCUCGUGAAUCAUGGAGGGCCAUGCUUGAGCCCUCCAACUACACCGUCAAGCUAUGGACGGACGACGAUGUCCUUGAACUCAUCAAGGCAGAUUACACUUGGCUGCUGUCGACGUAUAAGGGAUACCCUCACGAUAUUCAGCGUGCCGACAUUGCGAGGCUGCUGAUCGUCCACUCCGAGGGUGGCAUCUAUUCCGAUCUAGACGUGUACCCCAACUCAGCUGAACAUAUUCAAUGCCUCCAAAGACUUGGCUUACAAGCGAUAUUCUCCCCAACGGCAGGCACACUCGGUCUCAGUAACCAUUUCUUUAUGGCCAAGCCUGGAUCUCCAUUCCUGCAGUGGGUGCUCUACGAGGCCAAGCGGCGCAGUAGCCGGCUCGCAUCACGAGCCAUAAUCCUGCCGUACCUGCAGGGCUGCUCGACGACGGGUUUGGUGGCUCGGUGGUACGACAUGCCGCUGGACGGUCCUGGCAAGGAGUGGACGGCCGAGCGCUGA
Messenger RNA from Aspergillus pseudoviridinutans, 765 nucleotides. RefSeq names its product glycosyltransferase family 32 protein. The record is from RefSeq and is a predicted model, not a curated record. NCBI's taxonomy places the organism in Eukaryota, Fungi, Ascomycota, Eurotiomycetes, Eurotiales, Aspergillaceae. Gene Ontology annotation, biological process: mannosyl-inositol phosphorylceramide biosynthetic process. Gene Ontology annotation, molecular function: mannosyltransferase activity. Bases 1 to 765 code for a protein of 254 amino acids. The transcript has 2 exons.